AUGGACGAGAAGCUGUUCGAAUUCUUCCGCAUCGCCAUUUGUGGAGCUACCACCGUUAUCCCAGCCGACAACUGCUAUCUUCAUGAGAUCAUCCCAAUAGCAGUCAAGAGUGACUGUGUGAAGCAUGCAAUCCUGGCACUGGCGGCAACCUACAUACUGGACUACUCGGGGGAGGAGAAAGUGAAGGAAUCGGCGAAUCUGCACUGGAAACGAGCGGUCCUUCAACUCGACAAAGAACUCCACGAUACGGAAAGAUGCAAGCCCGGCAAAGAGAACGCAGUCAUCGCCGCCAUGCUUUUGUUCGGCCACAACGAGAAUGUCAACUGGGAGGCUACUAACUCUGGUAACGAGUGCCCACCCUGGUACAAAGCUACUCAGCUUGCGGAACAGGUCCUGGAGAUGUCAGAUCCACUUUACAAUUACCAUUCAGCUAGCAAUGUACAGUGCGCCAGAGCUCGCAUUACGCUGGGGAACAGGCUCGCCCAAUACAACAUCAUGAGCGCUAUAGCUUGUCCACUAGAUCAGUUCCAGGCGAAGUGCUCUUUUACUUGGCUGCUAGAGGGAGAUGAACGUGAGCAGCACAAGAUUGUAGGCAGUACCGCGCUUAGUCCGAAGCUCCUGCACACUUUUGCGCAAAUAACUCAUCUCUCCACCAAGCUAUACAAGGAUCCGAAUAGGAUUGCAGCGCGCAAUCUGGGCAGGGUUAUUGGAGAGCGCCUACAGAACUUCCAGCACCACUCCGAUCUGUCAGAAGGCUACCCCAACCGUCAAGCUCUCCUAGAUUCCUGCGAACUGGAUGAGAACGGCAAGGUCUCCACCGCUGUCAAGACGACCGAGCUCCUAGCGGAGAGUUAUGUGGCAGCGGCGCAGAUCUACCUUUACUGUCGUCUCAUGAGGAAAUCCAGAAGACAUCCACACGUUCAGCUGAUUGUCGACCAACUUCUACAGAUCAACGUUCCGCCAGUAUGGCGUACUGUACAGUAUAUAUGGAACUGGCUCGAUGCACGCCACGGGCCAUCGGAAGCAGCGGGUUUGGACGUGUCUGACAUUACGAAAAUUGAUCCCAAUGCCGAGCCAUGGUGGGAAGAUAUGGUAGCCGAGAUCUAUGAGCGUGAGGGUAAACUGAAUCUGGCGUAG
Messenger RNA from Alternaria postmessia, 1137 nucleotides. RefSeq lists its product as uncharacterized. The transcript has 5 exons. Lineage: Eukaryota; Fungi; Ascomycota; Dothideomycetes; Pleosporales; Pleosporaceae. The record is from RefSeq and is a predicted model, not a curated record. Bases 1 to 1137 code for a protein of 378 amino acids.